This is a messenger RNA of Rhizophagus irregularis DAOM 181602=DAOM 197198, 342 nucleotides long. The record is from RefSeq and is a predicted model, not a curated record. NCBI's taxonomy places the organism in Eukaryota, Fungi, Glomeromycota, Glomeromycetes, Glomerales, Glomeraceae.
ACAGUUUGAAAAUGACAAGUAUAGCAAAAAAACUAUUAAAAAAAUCUGGCUAUCCAAUUAUAAGAGAUUCAAAUAAACCUAAAAAUUUAUUUGAAUUAUUAAACGUCUUUCCAAAUUAUGGUGUUGGACUUAAAGUGGCACCAGAUCAUUGGGUCAAGAAAGGAAUUCUUGAAAGCUAUUAUGAAAUAACAAAAGUUGCUCCAAAAUUAAAGGUGAGAUGGACUUUAAUUCAAUUUUUAAUAUAAUUUCCUAAAACAUGUUAUGCUCUUUGUGUGUAGGAUAUAAAUCAUGGAAAAGUAUUUGGUAUUAAGGUUUGGAAAGGUAAAAUAUUAUACGAAGGCA